This is a messenger RNA of Cyphomyrmex costatus, 1135 nucleotides long. RefSeq names its product sorting nexin-30. The transcript is spliced from 5 exons. Gene Ontology annotation, biological process: protein transport; autophagy of mitochondrion; reticulophagy. Gene Ontology annotation, cellular component: phagophore assembly site; early endosome. Lineage: Eukaryota; Metazoa; Arthropoda; Insecta; Hymenoptera; Formicidae. The annotation marks the transcript as partial. Gene Ontology annotation, molecular function: phosphatidylinositol binding. The record is from RefSeq and is a predicted model, not a curated record.
CCUCAGACUACACGCUUAGAGUUCGAGGAAGGAGAAUAUGUAGUUCGCAGGCGAUAUAAUGACUUCAUUUGGUUGCGUCAGAAAUUAGUGGACACUUAUCCAACACACAUUAUACCACCAAUGCCAGGCAAGCAUACAUUACUCGCUCAACUCGACCGUUAUUCCAAGGAAUUUAUCAUAGCACGUAUGAAACUUUUGCAUAUAUUCCUUAACAGAGUCGUAAAUCAUCCUAUUCUGAGUUGUGACAAGAAUCUCCAUAUUUUUCUCACAACAAAACCUACGGAAUUUCUCAUUCAUCGUAAAAAUCGCGGAAAUAUGCUCGAAAAAGUGACAGAUUCUUUACAAAACAUAGCAAGUACUUAUACGAUGAAGCAACGUCACUUGGAGUUCGAGCAGAUUCGCGACUACUGUACAGCGUUGGGUGAAAAGCUGUCGACCAUAGAUAAGAUCAAUCAUCGCAUACAUAAAGAAAGGCAAGAUUAUUUAUUGGAACUUCAUCAACUACAUCCCAUAUUCACACUGUGGUCAACUUCAGAACCGGAACUUGCACCCAUUUUAUUAGCGAUCGCUAAAGCGAUAGAAGCGAACGCAAUGGCCCAUAAGAAACUUCUGGAAAAUGUUCCUAACGAUGAACGCGAGUAUGUUUCAUACAUUGAAGCGGUCAAGAGUGCAUUAUCCCGCCGUGAUUCGAUGCAGAUUGAAUACGAGAUAACAAUCGAUGUAUUGGCGAAAAGAAGAUUAGAAAAGGAUCAGUUGAUAGGAAAUACGAGCUACACAAUUCCGGCGCAAGGCUGGGGUGGAUCUCUAUGGAAAGCAGAAUCUCGCGAUGAAAAAUUGGAAAGACUCGGUCAAACUAUCCCACGAUUAGCCAAACAAGCGGAGAUACUACAGGAUCGCGUGGAGUGCGCGAAUGAGAAUCUACGAAGCGAUUUUCAGAGGUGGAACGUGGAAAAGCAACAGGAUCUGAAGAACAUGCUGAUCACAAUGGCGGACCGACAUAUCAGACAUUAUCAACAGUGCAUGAACGCGUGGGAGGAAAUUCUUACCGGUCUUAAGUUGGACGGAAUCGGAUCUGACGUUAACGUAGGGCCGUCUGUUAAGAUACCAGUUUGAACUGCUAGUCCUUUGGCCACUC